Molecule: messenger RNA, 5827 nt
Organism: Perognathus longimembris pacificus (Pacific pocket mouse)
Lineage: Eukaryota; Metazoa; Chordata; Mammalia; Rodentia; Heteromyidae
Gene: Ptk2
Product: protein tyrosine kinase 2
Exons: 36
Coding region: 1317-4712 (1131 amino acids)
Biological process (GO): signal complex assembly; protein phosphorylation
Cellular component (GO): focal adhesion; cytoskeleton
Molecular function (GO): ATP binding; protein tyrosine kinase activity
Source: RefSeq, a predicted model, not a curated record
CUGGUCUGUGUUGCUGAUGAUUGUCUGUGCUGGUCGGAGUUGUCCAGUCCUGCUGUUUGCUAGUUAUUCUAGAGAUGGAGUCUGGGGAACUUUUCUGUCUAGCCUAGUGUUGAACCUCAGUACACCCAAUCUCAGCCCCUUUAGUAGCUAGGAUUACAGAUAUGAGGCAGUAGCACCCAGCUAAGAUCAGGUUUAUGGGGGGUGGGGGGGAGGCGUGAGGGGGAGAAGCAGUGAUAUAUUUUCAGUUGCUAAUAAUUUUAUUUUUAAAUAUGAUUUUAAGUAAGAUUGGAGUAAAAAUUGUUAAAUUUCUGUGCUUGACUUUUUAAAAGAAUUUUAUUUAUUUGCAGCUCUUGGUUGAUUUUUAAAAAAAUUUCCAGUAAUGGGUAUCAUAUGUAGGGCUUCACACAUGCUGUACCACUGAGUUAUGCCUCUAGUCAGGGUUUUUCCCCCUUAAAAAUUGAUUUAAACUACCACAUAUCUUUCCCAGACUAUACUAUCAGACUAUUUGGGACCUUUCUAUCACCCUCAAAAGAAGGGCCAUGCCAUUAGCAGUUAUUGUCUGCUACCCCUUAGUCCCAGGAAACCACUAAUGUACUUGGUCUUCUUAUAGGUUUGUCUAUUCUGGAUAUUUCACAUAAAAGCAGUUAUAUAUGUGUCUGGCUUUUUGUACAUAGCACAUUAUUUUCAUUGUUCAUCCAUAUUGUGUAUGCCAGUAUUUCCAUUCCUUAUUGCUGAGUAAUAUUUGACAGUAAAUAUUCUAUAUUUGCUUUUAGGACUUAACUUGCCAAAACCAUAUCUGGUGUUUUUUUUUUUUUUUCCUGGCCUGUGGCAGCAUUUUUUUGUGGGUAGCUGAACCCAAAUUCUCAGCCUCCCUCAUAUUCCUAGAAUUGGCAAGUGAAUACCAAAGGUAACUGGACUUCUUUUCAUCUUCCAGUCACAAUUCAGUGCCUUCUCCAGCCUCCCCUUGAAAUCCUCCAGCAUUUCCGAAGGGAGGUAUAAUAAUUGUUUAAAAAAACUCUACAGAACGAGUCAACACUGACAACACUGCCACCUUUGGGAGUUAGUUGUACUGUGAGACCAGUUUGUUUGCUUUCAGAAAAGAUUGCGGAAGCAGAAGAUUCGUUAUCUGAGAGGCAUCCUUCUUCAAGCUGCUGGAAAUUGUUACAGAAGGAACACCCCCCAAAUUUUGCUCCAAGCUCUGAAAAGGAGCACACUGGGGAAGCUUAGUCUUGCUUUGAAUCAAGCAAAUACUGUUGGAGCGAUGAACGGGAACUUUGUGUGCGGACUCCUGGCUUGAUCUUGAUAGGAUUGGGUGUAUGUUGUUGGAACUGGCAGGCCAAGAGGCCCUGAAACCAGCAGGUGCCAUCUGUAUGGAGAAAAGCGGCUGUAGUCCAUUUCCAAUGUGUUGGGCUAAAGAAUAUGACAGAUACCUAGCAUCUAGCAAAAGGAUGGCAGCUGCUUACCUUGACCCAAACUUGAAUCAUACAUCAAGUUCAAGUACUAAGACUCACCUGGGUACUGGUAUGGAACGUUCUCCUGGUGCGAUGGAGCGAGUAUUAAAGGUCUUCCACUAUUUUGAAAGCAACAGUGAGCCAACCACCUGGGCCAGUAUUAUCAGACAUGGAGAUGCUACUGAUGUCAGGGGCAUCAUUCAGAAGAUAGUGGACAGUCACAAGGUAAAGCAUGUGGCCUGCUAUGGAUUCCGCCUCAGUCACCUGCGGUCGGAGGAGGUGCACUGGCUCCACGUGGACAUGGGUGUCUCCAGUGUGAGGGAGAAGUAUGAGCUCGCCCACCCACCAGAGGAGUGGAAAUAUGAAUUGAGAAUUCGUUAUUUGCCAAAAGGAUUUCUAAACCAGUUUACUGAAGACAAGCCAACUCUGAAUUUCUUCUACCAACAGGUGAAGAGUGACUACAUGUUAGAGAUAGCUGAUCAGGUGGACCAGGAGAUUGCUUUGAAGUUGGGUUGUCUAGAAAUACGGCGAUCAUACUGGGAGAUGCGAGGCAACGCAUUAGAAAAGAAGUCUAACUAUGAAGUAUUAGAAAAAGAUGUUGGCUUAAAGCGAUUUUUUCCUAAGAGUUUACUGGAUUCUGUCAAGGCCAAAACACUAAGAAAACUGAUACAACAAACGUUUAGACAGUUUGCCAACCUUAAUAGAGAAGAAAGUAUUCUGAAGUUCUUUGAGAUCCUUUCUCCUGUGUAUCGAUAUGACAAAGAAUGUUUCAAGUGUGCUCUUGGGUCAAGCUGGAUUAUUUCAGUGGAACUGGCAAUUGGCCCAGAAGAAGGGAUCAGCUACCUGACAGACAAGGGUUGCAAUCCCACACAUCUGGCUGAUUUCAACCAAGUGCAGACCAUUCAGUAUUCAAACAGUGAAGACAAGGACAGAAAAGGAAUGCUGCAGCUCAAAAUCGCAGGUGCACCCGAGCCUCUGACAGUGACAGCACCAUCCCUAACUAUUGCAGAGAACAUGGCUGACCUGAUCGACGGCUACUGCCGGCUGGUAAACGGAGCAACACAGUCCUUCAUCAUCAGACCCCAGAAAGAAGGUGAACGGGCAUUGCCAUCAAUACCAAAGUUGGCCAACAGUGAAAAGCAAGGUGUUCGGACACACACGGUCUCUGUGUCAGGAGUCAGUCACUGCCAGCAUAAAGUUAAGAAAGCUAGGCGCUUUCUCCCUUUGGUCUUCUGUUCCCUUGAACCUCCUCCUACCGAUGAAAUUAGUGGGGACGAGACAGAUGAUUAUGCUGAGAUCAUUGACGAAGAAGACACCUACACCAUGCCCUCAACGAGGGAUUAUGAGAUCCAAAGGGAAAGAAUAGAACUUGGACGAUGUAUUGGAGAAGGCCAGUUUGGAGAUGUGCAUCAAGGAGUGUAUAUGAGCCCAGAGAACCCAGCUUUGGCGGUUGCAAUUAAAACAUGUAAGAACUGUACUUCGGACAGCGUGAGAGAGAAAUUCCUUCAAGAAGCUUUAACAAUGCGUCAGUUUGACCAUCCUCAUAUUGUGAAGCUGAUUGGAGUCAUCACGGAGAAUCCUGUCUGGAUAAUCAUGGAGCUGUGCACCCUUGGAGAGCUGAGAUCAUUUUUGCAAGUAAGGAAGUACAGCUUGGAUCUGGCGUCUUUGAUCCUGUAUGCUUAUCAACUUAGUACAGCACUUGCAUAUCUGGAGAGCAAAAGAUUUGUACACAGGGACAUUGCUGCUCGGAAUGUUCUGGUAUCCUCAAAUGAUUGUGUAAAAUUAGGAGACUUUGGCUUAUCUCGAUAUAUGGAAGACAGUACUUACUACAAAGCUUCCAAGGGAAAAUUGCCUAUAAAAUGGAUGGCUCCAGAAUCAAUCAAUUUUCGACGGUUUACCUCAGCUAGUGACGUAUGGAUGUUUGGUGUAUGUAUGUGGGAGAUACUGAUGCAUGGUGUGAAGCCCUUUCAAGGAGUGAAGAACAAUGAUGUGAUCGGUCGAAUUGAAAAUGGGGAAAGAUUACCAAUGCCUCCAAAUUGUCCUCCUACCCUCUACAGCCUUAUGACGAAAUGCUGGGCUUAUGACCCCAGCAGGCGGCCCAGGUUUACUGAACUUAAAGCUCAGCUCAGCACAAUCCUGGAAGAAGAAAAGGCUCAGCAAGAAGAACGAAUGAGGAUGGAGUCCAGAAGACAGGCCACCGUGUCUUGGGACUCUGGAGGGUCUGAUGAAGCACCACCCAAGCCCAGCAGGCCUGGUUAUCCUAGUCCGCGAUCCAGUGAAGGAUUUUACCCCAGCCCUCAGCACAUGGCACAGACCAAUCAUUACCAGGUUUCGGGCUACCCUGGCUCACAUGGGAUCACAGCCACAGCUGGCAGCAUCUACCCAGGCCAAGCAUCUCUUCUGGACCAAACAGAGUCGUGGAAUCACAGACCUCAAGAGAUAUCCAUGUGGCAGCCCAACAUGGAGGACUCCCUGGACCUGCGAAGCAUGGGGCAAGUGUUACCCACCCACCUGAUGGAAGAGCGGCUGAUCCGACAACAGCAGGAAAUGGAAGAAGAUCAGCGCUGGCUGGAAAAAGAGGAAAGAUUUCUGAAACCUGACGUGAGGCUCUCUCGAGGCAGCAUCGACCGGGAGGACGGGAGUCUUCAGGGCCCCACUGGAAACCAACACAUCUAUCAGCCCGUGGGUAAACCAGAUCCUGCAGCUCCACCAAAGAAACCUCCGCGCCCUGGCGCCCCGAGUCACCUGGGCAGCCUUGCCAGCCUCAGCAGCCCCGGGGACAGCUACAAUGAGGGUGUCAAGCCAUGGAGGCUGCAGCCCCAGGAAAUCAGCCCCCCUCCCACUGCCAACCUGGACCGGUCCAAUGACAAGGUGUACGAGAACGUGACAGGCCUGGUGAAAGCCGUCAUCGAAAUGUCCAGCAAAAUCCAGCCGGCCCCGCCAGAGGAGUACGUCCCCAUGGUGAAGGAGGUCGGCUUGGCCCUGCGGACGUUGCUGGCCACUGUGGAUGAAACCAUUCCUGGCCUUCCAGCCAGCACACACCGAGAGAUCGAGAUGGCGCAGAAGCUGCUCAACUCCGACCUGGGCGAGCUCAUUGGCAAGAUGAAGCUGGCGCAGCAGUACGUCAUGACCAGCCUGCAGCAGGAGUACAAGAAGCAGAUGCUGACCGCCGCCCAUGCCCUGGCUGUGGACGCCAAGAACCUGCUGGAUGUCAUUGACCAAGCGAGACUGAAAAUGCUGGGACCGACGAGGCCUCACUGAGCCGCCGGCGAGCACGUCGCCCCGCCCGCCCCACAGGAGAAAUUCUCUGGCCUUCCACCAGCAGUGAGGAGUUACCGCGUCCUCAAUCGCCAGCACCCACAGCUCCAACCGAAUGACAGCGCGUUGGAAAUCUCCCAUCUACGUGUAACUACCUUUUGAUUUGGAUUUCUCUAAUUUAAAAAACCGUGGUGUGGAAGAACGUCUAGGAUUCCAAAUGUGACACUUGCCUGAGCGUGAGAGCGGCACAUUGAGAAGCCUUCGAGAGUCGUGGGGACGGUUGCUGUUGGCGUUUGGAUGGGUUUGGGUGGAAGUGGCUGGGCAGCGUAUUGACUCCCGGGCGCCUUGGCUGCGCGCUGCACGCCGGGAGUGCACGCCGGGAGAGCGCGCGCUCCAGGAGGCUGGCGACCAGCCGGCGCCACCCGGUGGAGGCGGAGCGGAACCCCGCGAGCGGCCACCCACAAAGCAUACAAGAGCUGUAUUUUGAAGACUCAAGUUGUUGGAGAAGAAAACUACCACCUUCUUGUCUCCCGCCUUUUACUUUUCUGUGGAUAUUGAAGCGUUGGGUGGGGAACUAGCUGUAGGACAUAACUAAAACUUGUCUUUUUUCACCAGAAUUAUGUGCCAGUUUUUGUAGCAAUGUAAUUUCUCUUGGAAGCAGAAAUGCUUUGUACCAGAGCACCUCCACACUGCGUUGAGAAGUUCCAGAACCAUCCCUAUUUUCCAUUUUUAUAUAAUUUAUAAGAAAGAUCAAAGCCAUGUUGACUAUUUUACAGCACUGGAGCUAUAACACUUCAUUGCGUCUGUCUUCCCAGGAGAACGCUCAGCGGAACAAGGAGACUCGGGGGUCUCUUCAGAUGUCCGGUCCUUGCACCAUCCAUUCUGUUAGAUAAUUUUGAAAAAUAUACCCUCCCUUUAGUUUGUUGGGGGAUAUAAAUUAUUCUCAGGAAGAAUAUAAUGAAUUGUACAGUUACUUUGACCUAUUAAACAGGUGUCACCAGUAAAGUUCUUGUUGCAGUGGUCUUUCUUUUGGGCCUUUUCUUUCAAGGAACUUUCUAGAUCCAUGACAAAGUCCUUGGAGGACUUCAUCACAGUAAUGGCGCCACCUACAUCUACCC